UGCUAGUAGCAUUGUGUGUGAUACUAAUGGGAAGCACUACUAUAUUUGCUGCUGAGGAAUGCACCACUGGCAAUUACAAGGUUAACAUAAAUGAACUUUCAAUAUGCUGCCCGCCAUGUGAACACAUAAAAAAUUCAAAAAUUUGUUUAGAUAACACAAGACAAGAAGAAUGUCGUUGCCGUCAAGGAUAUGGCUGUUUUUCUAAAAGUUGCAUUACAUGUAAACCAUUUCCAACGUGUGAAAGAUCUCAGCUAAAGAAAUCAGUAAAAGAAACCACAGAGUAUGAUUAUUAUUGUGAAAACUGUCCAACUGGAACUUUUUUUGAAGAUGCCAGUGGAAUCUGCAAGCCUGGUAAAGGGCAAGUCGCCACUACUAAAAGUAACAGAGAAGGAAAUAACUCUACUGUACCUUCAACCAAGAAAUCAGAAGAUUCUUCUUCUAAUUGGACAUCUCUAAUGCUCUAUUUGAUUCUAUCCAUGUGUAUUGUCUUGUUAAUAAUGUACAUCAUUCAUCUCCUCAUAUGGAAAAUGAAAGCCUCACAAUUACUGAAAAAAACAGGAGAUCAAUUUCAUCCUCACCUGCUCAUUAAUAGGAAACCUAGAGAAGAUACAGAUACUUGGAGUUGUCAGUAUCCAGAAGAAGAACAUGGAGAAGAACACAGAAGUGGUCCAAUAGAAAUGCAUUGUGUUUAGUGGAUCAACUAAGAUUGUGCACGUCAACCUUCUCAUAUAUUUCAUGUGUGGUUAAAGCUGAAUAUCAACUUGGAAGAGGAAGUUGCACUUUUUUGACAAUUCAUUUCUGCUUUUUUCAAGAACUAGAAGACUAGCCGGCGUUGCCCGUUUUUUCUUACCUAACCCUUGUGAGAGAGGAAAAGCAACGUGGGAAGAUGCCCUUGUCCUCAUAUCACAUCCUUGUAUCCUGUUCUUGCAUCCCGACAUCGUAUCCCUACCUCGUAUCCGGACCUUAUAUCCUGACCUUGUAUCCCAACCUCAUAUCCUGUCCUUUAUAUCCUGUCUUUCUAUCCUUCCUGGUAUCCAGUCCUCGUAUCCUGACAUUAUAUCACGUCCUCGUAUCCCAACCUCAUAUCCCGACCUCAUAGGCCGACUUCAUAUCAUGUCCUUUAUAUCCCGUCCUUCUAUCCUUUCCUGGUAUCCUGACCUCGUAUCCCAACCUCAUAUACCGACCUCAAAUCCUGUGCUUUAUAUCCCAUUCUCCUAUCCUUUCCUCGCAUCCUGUGCUCAUAUCCUGACAUUGUAUCCUGUCCUCGUUUCCCAAACUCACAUCCCGACCUCAUAUCCUGACCUCAUAUCCCAAGCUCAAAUCCCAACCACAGCAGCAAGAAAGUAAAGGGUUGCCUUAUUUACAAUUUACUACUACUCAGCCCCAUGUUAGAACGAAUAGAUGGUGCAGCUUGCAAGUCAGUGUACAUAGGACCGAGGACAAUUGGUUUUCAUUCUAGAUAAGGCAUGUGAGUUUAUAUAUUGAGGUAAAAAUCCUAAGUUUUUAAUUUAUUGUGUUAUUCAUAUCAUUUGUGUAUAUAACUAUACAAUAGUCCGUGCUGCACAAUUAAUAAUCAAAUUGACAAUAGAAACGGUGGUAUGUUUAAACUGAAAGGAAGCCAGGAUAGAUGGCCCAUAUCUCUAUUUCUGGGAAAUAGGUUGGAUUUUCUUUCUCCGCUUUACUCUUAUAAAUUUAAGAUUUACUGCUCCAUUAAAUUGUAUAAUUAUUUAAAGUCUUUUGUAUAUUCAUGUAUAUAGUCAUUUAAAAAUAAACCCAUGAUUAUGUAGCGGUAAUAUACAGUAUAUGUAUUGAGGCUUACACGAUAUCAUGUUCUGUAUAGUACUAAAGCAAAUAAAACCAACAAUGAAUCAGUGCCUCAGAUUCGUUUAGGACCAUGACAUUAGAAAUGGGAAAGGGACCAUAUGGCUGAGCUUGGCCAUGUUCAGAAGCAUUGUGGAGAAGGGAUCAUACAUUUGGAGGUGAUUUGUCCUCUGAUCUUAGGAAUGUUGGAGGUCCCACCAAACUGCUAGUUAUUCUUCAUUCUGUGGAUAGAGGAUAACUUCUAAACACGAGAAUACUACUUUAAUAUCUUUAAUAGGAUUCUCAUAAAAAUGGCAGCAGAUAGUUGACUGGUUGCUCAUGGCAACCGUUCCAAUUUUCUUUGCACCACUUUCGAAGCAUUUGCCCCUAUGGGUUUUUCUUCUCCUGUCUUUAGUCUGGACUUUAGGAUGAGGGUUCUGAAUGUUUUAUGAUAAUAGUUGCUUGAUUAUAUAUUAUCCAAUAAUAUCUGUAUGUACAUUUAUGUUAGUGAUGCAGUUGAGAAUUUCAA
This is a messenger RNA of Hyla sarda, 2329 nucleotides long. It is a transcript of the gene TNFRSF18, whose product is annotated as TNF receptor superfamily member 18. NCBI's taxonomy places the organism in Eukaryota, Metazoa, Chordata, Amphibia, Anura, Hylidae. The transcript is spliced from 7 exons. The record is from RefSeq and is a predicted model, not a curated record. Bases 27 to 692 code for a protein of 221 amino acids. Gene Ontology annotation, cellular component: external side of plasma membrane. Gene Ontology annotation, biological process: positive regulation of cell adhesion.